Molecule: messenger RNA, 2613 nt
Organism: Guillardia theta CCMP2712
Lineage: Eukaryota; Cryptophyceae; Pyrenomonadales; Geminigeraceae
Exons: 5
Coding region: 1-2613 (870 amino acids)
Biological process (GO): transmembrane transport; monoatomic ion transport
Cellular component (GO): voltage-gated sodium channel complex; plasma membrane
Molecular function (GO): voltage-gated sodium channel activity; calcium ion binding
Source: RefSeq, a predicted model, not a curated record
AUGUUGGCCGCGGCUUCGUUGGCAGCAACUGUGGCAACAACCUCCUCAAAGGUUCUGUCCUCCACGUCCUCCACUAUGCGCAGAAGCAGCCUCCAGACCAACGAGGAGAUCAAGCUGUUUGCCGAUGACUCAGAGGGGCUCGAGAACGUGAUCCCAAAGUCCACUCGACUGUUUGAUGAACAUCUUAGCAAAUUACACCAUUCUGGCAUUUGGCAGGAACGGCGGCUAAUCGCUUGCUCGGAGUUUGUUUACGUGCUCAUGCCGUCGGAAGCACCAGCAGAACAAUCUGGUCAGUGCAAGCUGGUGAAAGACGCUUCCUCGGACAGUUCUGAAUGCCACUUCAUACUUCUGCAAGGAGGGUAUCUUGCGAUGUAUGAGACAGAAGAGGAGUUAAUAGCGCGGAAAAGCGACACGGGAGGAAUCGAAUUCAGCUUGCAUUCGACCAAGAUCCUACAGCUGAAUAAGAACGAGAAAUCAAUAAUCUUGGCAGCAACAAGCUGCAAGUAUACACUGAUCUUCAACAAGGAAGAGGAGUAUGAAGUUUGGUCGAAAGCCUUCACAGAGCAUUCGGAGUUUGCAUUCAAUGAGAAACAAAACAUCACUGUAAAGAUUCCGAUUGUUGAGAUCAAAGAAAUCGCAGCGAUGGACGACGCUGCUUUCAAACAGAGCAGCAAUAGCCUCCCGCACUUCCAUUUCCACAGGACGGCCUCUGAAAAUGACAAAGCUGCAGCAGAAGACGGCGAGGGUCUGGACUCCUUCAUGUUCCAGAUCUCGACGAUCCCAGAGGGCUACAACUCCGGUAGAAGUUACUUCUUCAGAACUCAAAAUGUUGUCUCGGGAAGGAAGAUAGUUGACAUCUUGAGCGCUGUUGUUGUUUGCGCUCGCAAGUCGUUGAGAAGGAAGAGCGGCCUUGUUCUCAUUCAGCGCAACGUCAAACGUUUUUACAACUCCACUCCUUUUCAGAGCCUCGUCGCCCUCUUGCUCGUCCUCAACUUCCUCUCCAACAUCUCUGAGCAGCAGCUGAAGCCGCUGCCGGACUCUCCCACCUCUCACCUCUACGACAAUCUCGACAUCUUUUUCACUGGUGAUCAGGUCUUCCGCCUCCUCGUCCAGAGCUCUGACGUCUUGCUUGCAAUUGCAGUGCUCUUCACCGUCGAACUCUGCGUCAACUUCUUCGCCAACUUUUGGUGGGACUUUGUCUCGGACGGCUGGAACUUGUUCGACUUUGUUAUCGUCUCGCUAUCCAUCCUGCAGCUGGCCCUGUCGUCGUUCCCCAGCCUGAGGCCCUUGCGGACGUUCCGAACUUUCAGGAUCAUCCGCAUGUUUGGCAAGCUGAGGCAACUCAGGACCAUUAUCAACGCUAUCCUGUCAAGUCUCGUCCCGGUCCUCCAGACCAUGGCCAUCUGCCUGGUCGUCAUCUCAGGUUGGAACUGUUGCAAGCUCGACAGCUCUGAUGCUUCUCCAGUGUACUGCAGCAUGGGUGUUGAGUUCUUCAGCAGCAAGGCGCCUGAUGAGUUUGGGAAUUUCUUCCGAGGCUUCUAUACUCUAUUUAGCGUCAUCGCCUUUGGCAAGUGGCCUGACGACGUUCUGCCGCCCUUCAACCCCGACGGGUCCGUUAACAUCGGCAACGUGGCUUACAUAUACUCCUUCGUCCUCCUCGUCAUCCUUGUGCUCUUGCAAGUGCUCGUAGCCGUCCUCCUCGAGAACUUCUUCAGCGCAGCGAGGAGGGAGAGAGAGAAGCUGCUGAUGGAGCACGAAGACAAGAACCUCUCUACCGUGGCCAACCCUCUCCAUAGCCUUCUCAGCUCGCUCUCAGUCCAGUUCGCUACCCCCUGCGACCUCGAGCAAAGGAUGGACCUUAUCUUCCAGGUCCUUGACUGCGAUCGUGGGGGGACGUUGAGCUACGAUGAGUUUGCGGAGGGACUGCACAAGAUGUUUCCCCUGUGCAACAGGCUGACUGAGGACGAUUUCUUCUCCUUCACCGCUGGUACAAACGAGCUCACAUCUCAGCAGUUCCGGCAGUGCCUGUGGAAAGAGCUCAAGUCGUACAUCCUCCGGAGGAUGACAGAGGCUGCGGUCCUGCUGGAUGGAGACAAGGAGUCGGAGAUCAUGCUGACGGCGAUGAAGAUGAUGCUUGUGAUGGGAGAUCCGACCUUCGAUGAGUUCGGGUCCAAGGAUAAGCUUCAUCGUGGCAGGGGGAUGAGCAGGCACAACUUGAGCGACAAGCUUGACCGAACUUCGAGCCAUAGGUCGAGCUUGAGUUGCGAUGUGCUGGGACUGCGGGAGGAAGUGCAGACAUGGAGGAGCGAGUGUGUAGCUCUACAGCACAAGUGCUUCAACCUUGUAGAAGAGCUUGCUAUGAAGGUGAACAUGCUGCAGCCUCCUGCAACAGUUGCGAAGCAUGUGAAGCUCCCAGAUCAUGAAGUAGAAUACAGCAACGGCAACGGCAACGGCAACGGCAACGGCAACAGCAACAACAUCAACAUCAUCAAAAACAACAACAAUAUCAUCAUCAUCAUCAUCAUCAUCAUCAUCAUCAUCAUCAUCAUCAUCAUUUACUACUGCUACUACUACUACUACUACUACAGCAACUGCAACUACUACUACUACUAG